GUAGUACCGGAUCGGCCAAUCCGCCACGAGAUCAUCCUCGAGGCCGGGGCCGUACCUCCGUGUGGUUGCAUUUACCGCAUGACCGAGAAAGAGUUAAGUGUGCUACGGGCACAACUCGACGACCUUCUUGAGAAAGGCUGGAUUCGACCUAGCUCUUCGCCAUACGGCGCUCCCGUUCUCUUCGUCUGGAAGAGGAACAAGGACUUGUGGUUGUGCAUUGGUUAUCACAAGCUCAACGUGCAAACCGUCAAGAACCCCAGCCCUCUUCCGCGCAUCGACGACCUCCUCGAACGGCUGGGCGGCGCUAAGUUCUUCUCCAAGCUGGACUUCAAAUCGGGAUAUCACCAACUCGAGAUCCGGCAGGAGGAUCACUACAAGACUGCGUUUAAGACGCGAUAUGGGCAUUUCGAAUGCCUGGUUAUGCCUUUUGGCCUUACGAAUGCCCCGGCCACGUUCCAAGCGGCUAUGACAACGGAGUUCCGACACAUGUUGGAUAGGUUUGUACUCAUCUACCCCGACGAUAUCUUGGUGUACAGCUGGAGUUUGGACGAGCAUGUGGAGCACCUGCGCACCGUUUUGGAAUGGCUACGACAAGCCAAGUACAAAGCCAACCGCGACAAAUGCGAAUUCGCGCAGCAAGAGCUCGAGUACUUGGGCCAUUAUGUGACGCUGCAAGGCAUCCGUCCGCUUGCGGACAAGAUCGAGGCCAUCCGUGUAUGGCCCGAGCCCACCAACACCACAGAUGUUCGCUCAUUCAUGGCGUUGGCGGGCUACUGUCAACGCUUCAUCACCGGGUACUCAAGGAUUGUCGCACCAUUGACGAGAUUACAAUCGCCAAAGGUGCCAUUCGUAUUCGAUGACGAUGUGCACGGGUCAUUCCAAGCACUCAAGACGACCAUGCUCAUUGCACCCGUCCUUAGCAUCUACAACCCCACCUUGCCAACGAGAGUGACAACUAACGCUUCCAGCUAUGGCAUUGGGGCAGUCUUGGAACAACACGACGGCGACGACUAACACCCUGUGGAGUAUUUCAGCCACAAUGUGCCUCCCAUCAACUUACUUGAUGGUGCAAGGAAGAAGGAGCUGCUCACAUUC
Chara braunii is the source of this 1095-nucleotide messenger RNA. Lineage: Eukaryota; Viridiplantae; Streptophyta; Charophyceae; Charales; Characeae. The record is from the annotation of a GenBank genome assembly.